CGCGCAUCGCAGUCAUGUCUGAGCAGCCUUACGAUCCUUACAUUCCGUCUGGAUCCAACGGACCCAGCGCUACCGCUGCGCAAAAUGGCGACCCCCGGACGAGGGAGAUCGACAAGGUGAGUUAACGAUGGGCCCCUUUUCCAUGCGAUGUGCUUCCGGAGCGUACUUCGGGAGCGAUUGCAUAGUACUUUGCACCAAGAAAAUGUGGUUGCUGCCGCAUAUCGUCUGCUCUGACGGACUACUGCACGUUAUCGAAUGAGCUGUCUGACUGACGAGCCUGCUUCCUCGAACAGAAAAUCCAAGAAACCGUCGACACGAUGCGCUCAAACAUCUUCAAGGUCUCGGAGCGUGGCGAGCGCCUUGACUCGCUUCAGGAUAAGACCGAUAAUCUGGCAGUAUCAGCCCAGGGCUUCCGCCGUGGCGCCAAUCGGGUGCGGAAACAGAUGUGGUGGAAGGACAUGAAGAUGCGCGUAUGCUUGAUCAUCUGUGUUAUCAUUUUGCUUGUAGUGAUUAUCGUCCCUACUGGUAAGAUCUACAUCUAUAUCCUCGAUCCGCCGUCCACUCGGCAAUUGGUUUCCGGAUGCGCUAACCCUUAAUUUCAACCACAGUGAUCACCACCAGAAAAUAAGUUACGAACGCAGCGACAGUCAUGAUUGUCUUGGGAAUGGAUGACGUUUUUCUUCUUUUUCACUUGGUCCUGGUUUAUCUGUGUUGUGCCC
Messenger RNA from Aspergillus fijiensis CBS 313.89, 719 nucleotides. RefSeq names its product SNAP receptor SNC2. The transcript has a single exon. Gene Ontology annotation, molecular function: syntaxin binding; SNAP receptor activity. Gene Ontology annotation, biological process: vesicle-mediated transport; vesicle fusion. Gene Ontology annotation, cellular component: SNARE complex; plasma membrane. Bases 318 to 596 code for a protein of 92 amino acids. The record is from RefSeq and is a predicted model, not a curated record. NCBI's taxonomy places the organism in Eukaryota, Fungi, Ascomycota, Eurotiomycetes, Eurotiales, Aspergillaceae.